Cherax quadricarinatus is the source of this 1962-nucleotide messenger RNA. Its product is annotated as transcription factor Atoh1-like. The record is from RefSeq and is a predicted model, not a curated record. Gene Ontology annotation, cellular component: nucleus. Gene Ontology annotation, biological process: sensory organ development; axon development; positive regulation of transcription by RNA polymerase II. NCBI's taxonomy places the organism in Eukaryota, Metazoa, Arthropoda, Malacostraca, Decapoda, Parastacidae. Gene Ontology annotation, molecular function: DNA-binding transcription factor activity, RNA polymerase II-specific; E-box binding; protein dimerization activity.
AGUUUAGAUCAGUAGCGUGGACAACCAUGUCAGUGUCUGAAUGGCUCUAUCCCCCAUCGGUCCACCAGGCCAACUAUCCUCACUAUACAGAGCCUUAUGCUGGCUCAGCUCUUCUGAGCCCCGCGGGGCUAUUUAGUGCAACGUCUCAUUUUGACACCCCCAGUGCCACACCCAGCCCACAGUGCCAGCCUGCAGCUACAGCCUCGUCACCAGCCUGGUCGUCAAUUACAACCACCUCGUAUUCUGAGGGCCGUCCGAGUCCCUCAAGUUCGCCUAUGAGCAGCUGUGAGAGUCUUGAAGUCGGGUCACCUCGUUCCUGGACAGUGUCAGCAAGUGGCCCUUCCUCUUGGUCCUGGGGUGCCCCUGGUACGACACACCCGCUCUUGGCCGCCGCUGCAGCCGUCGUCACUACCUCGUCAGGAACAUUAGUUGCUUCUUCAAAUCAUGGCCGCCUGAGCAAGUGCAGAAGAAAACCCCCGAAGACAGUGGGACGAGAAGUGCUCAGAAAACGGCGACUUGCUGCAAAUGCUCGCGAGCGGCGCCGCAUGAAUGGAUUAAAUGACGCAUUCGACCGCUUACGCGAAGUGAUCCCAGCUCUUAGCGGUGACCAGAAACUGUCCAAGUUCGAGACCCUUCAGAUGGCCCAGACAUAUAUUGCCGCCCUGGCAGAACUCCUGCACUGAACAUUACGCCCCGGCGAAGUGACCGCAUCCUCAGUAUCUAGUCAGAGAUCCACUCACCUGAAAAAGAAUCUCCGUAACAGUAAACGAAAUUCUGCCUUGUCUAUGGGCCUAUGGACCCGUUAUUUUGUCUGCCUAGUCGACUCUUCCUUCCCCUACCAUGCCAUACGCUACGCAGCCCUUGCCAGAAAUACCAUCAGUAUCUGUUACCAAACCGUCCAGCUUCUAUAGAUAUAUUUGACAGUGAUGCGCUAGUGGCUACUUGGUGAACGCGCUUCGCCACCAGCAUGAGUAUGAGAGUGACUACUGUAGUAACGCAAGAGUCAACAGCGACGCCAGUAGUAUUAGCACCAUGUGGUAGUGGUAUUUUCCUUAAUAUUAGGCAACAUGCGCCUUUCACUGAAAGAAAGGUGACAACUAUGUCUUGCAGUGGUAGCAGACGACAACCAUGCCCAAUGCAGUGGUGGCAGAUAGCCAUCCAACAGUGAUAGCAGCUGAGGGCUACUUCUGGCAGUGGUAGCAAGUGAAAAGUAUAUCCAUUGCCAUGGUAGGUGACGACUAUGUGCAUCGUAGUGGCAGCAGGCAACAACCUUGUCCAGCAGUGAUAGCAGGCAACAACCUCGUGUGGCAGUGGUAGCAGGCAACAACCUCGUCUGGCAGUGGUAACAGGCAACAACUUUGUCUGGCAGUGGUAGCAGGCAACAACCUCGUCUGGCAGUGGUAGCAGGCAACAGCCUUGUCUGGCAGUGGUAGCAGGCAACAGCCUUGUCUGGCAGUGAUAGCAACCAAGAACCUCGUCUGGCAGUGAUAGGCGACAUCCAUGUUCGUUCCAGUGGUUGUCCGCGACAACCGUGUACGUUUCAGUGGCAGCAGGCAGCAACCUCGUCUGGCAGUGGUAGGAGGCAACAACCUUGUCUGGCAGUGAUAACAGGCAACAACUUUGUCUGGCAGUGUUAGCAGGCAACAACUUCGUCUGGCAGUGGUAGCAGGCAAGAACCUCGUCUGGCAGUGGUAAUAGGUGACAUCCAUGUUCGUUCCAGUGGUUGUACACGACAACCGUGAACAAUGCAGUGGUAGCAGGCGAUAACCGUGUACACUACAGUGGUAGCAGGCAACAACCGUGUACAGUGCAGUGGUAGCAGGCGACAACCGUGUACACUGCAGUGGUAGCAGGCGACAACCGUGUACACUACAGUGGUAGCAGGCGACAACCGUGUACACUACAGUGGUAGCAUGUGACAACCGUGUACAGUACAGUGGUAGCAGGCGACAACAGUGUACA